Molecule: messenger RNA, 1734 nt
Organism: Laetiporus sulphureus 93-53
Lineage: Eukaryota; Fungi; Basidiomycota; Agaricomycetes; Polyporales; Laetiporaceae
Product: family S53 protease
Exons: 8
Coding region: 1-1734 (577 amino acids)
Biological process (GO): proteolysis
Molecular function (GO): tripeptidyl-peptidase activity; serine-type endopeptidase activity
Source: RefSeq, a predicted model, not a curated record
AUGAUGUACAAGAACACGCUCGUCGCCGUCUCAUUGUCGGCGCUCGCACUCGGCAGCGCCAUACCUGUCUGCGAGGAGUCCGUUUGGGACUGGUUUGAGGUGCAGCUUCACGAGUUCCUCGACAAUGUCCCCAAUGGCUUCUCGUUCGACGGAACUGCAGAGUCAAGCACGAACCUGACGCUGCGCAUAGCGCUCGCACAGAGCAAUUUCGACGGUCUGGUCGAGGCACUGUAUAACGUGAGCGACCCGUCCAGCGAGUACUAUGGGCAGUAUCUCUCGAAAGAGGAGGUCGACAGCUUCGUACAACCGGAUUCUGAGAGUGUUGAGGCCGUCACGAGCUGGCUGAGCGAGUACGAUUUGACCGCCACGAAUCUCUCGUCUGCUGGUGACAUUCUCUCCGUCGAGCUCACGGUCGGGCAGGCAAACGACCUCCUGUCUGCGGAUUAUUCUCUAUUCACGCACGAGGCCACUGGACAGCAAACACUACGCACACUUAAUUACUCGAUACCCGUCGAUCUGGCAAAUCACGUCAACUUUGUCCAUCCGACAGUCACAUUCCCUUUGUUCAUGAAUAAUACCCCGAUUAUUGAGGUCCACCCCGCGUCCAAUCAGUCGCAAGUGCGUUCUGCUCAGAAGCGCGACUCUGCAUGCGGCACUGGCACCCCUUGGAUCACUCCUGCAUGUCUGCAAGAGCUUUACGACAUCCCCACGACGGCUGCUUUCUCGUUGCUCAACCAAAUUGCUGUGACUGGGUAUGACAAUGAGUAUGCUCAGGCAGCGGAUCUUGAGAGCUUCUUGUCGGAGUAUAGGACCGACAUGAGCCCUAACACGACAUUCAGCACGGUGACCCUGAAUGGCGGCGAGAACCCACAGAACAAGUCUGACGCCGGAACCGAAGCGAACCUUGACGUUCAGUAUGUCAUGGGCCUCGCAACGAACGUCUCGACGACGUUCAUCUCCACUGGCGGCGACUUCGCGCAGGCUCUCUUGGACACAGCUGACUACCUGCUCGGCGAAACCAGCCCUCCUCAAGUUGUGUCGACCAGCUACGGCACGGACGAGUCGUCCAUCGGGGAGAUGUUUGCUCUGAGUCUGUGCAAUGCGUACGCGCAGCUUGGCGCGCGCGGUGUUUCCGUCCUCUUUGCAUCUGGUGAUGGAGGCGUGUCCGGGAAUAAGGACGAUGGGAGCUGCACGGCGUUUGUGCCGACUUUUCCCUCCGGUUGUCCUUUCGUCACGUCAGUCGGAGCGACGAUCAACCUGCCCACAGAGGAGGGUGCCUCGUUUUCCAGCGGAGGCUUCUCGAAUUACUGGCCGCAGCCGUCAUAUCAGGCCUCGGCCGUGUCCGCGUAUCUGUCCGCGCUUGGCAGCAACGAUACAGGCCUGUAUAAUGUCUCGGGGCGUGCAUACCCCGACGUCGCCGCGUACGGCUCACAAUUCGAGAUCUAUACGGGCGGCGCGCUGACUAUCGUCUCGGGCACGAGCUGCUCGACGCCGACCUUCGCCGCGGUGAUUGCGCUGCUGAACGACGAGCUGAUCAACGCGGGCAAGAACGCACUGGGAUUCUUGAACCCAUGGUUAUACGCUAACAGCGGGGCACUGAACGAUGUUGCAACGGGUAACAAUUUGGCGUGCAGCGACGGCUCUACUGGCUUCUAUGCGGCUGCUGGGUGGGAUCCGGUCACUGGCCUUGGCACGCCGAAUUACUCCAGCCUCAAAUCAGCCGCGGGCCUGUGA